This is a messenger RNA of Entelurus aequoreus (snake pipefish), 1366 nucleotides long. RefSeq names its product kinetochore protein Spc25-like. Gene Ontology annotation, biological process: chromosome segregation. The record is from RefSeq and is a predicted model, not a curated record. The coding region runs from base 165 to 1256 and encodes 363 amino acids. The transcript has 10 exons. Gene Ontology annotation, cellular component: Ndc80 complex. Lineage: Eukaryota; Metazoa; Chordata; Actinopteri; Syngnathiformes; Syngnathidae.
GCACAAAACUACUCGAACAUGAAUACUUUUCUUAUAAAACAUUGACAGGUUAUACCCGGAAGUGACGACAUACGUCACUUCCGGGUAUCUUUUUUCUUCUGUCAGACCGCGACAUUUUGAAAGUAUCAACCCAACAGACGUUUCCAUACAACGACCUUGGAAACAUGACGUCCAUCACUGAUAAGAACAUAAUUGAUCGCUUUGCCAAUAAAAUGAAAGAGAUGCAAAACAAGCAACAGGAAGCAUAUGCAGAGAUCAUUGACACCACCACGGAGCUGUGCCGGUCCCACGGGCAGUUUGUCAAAUCUGCACUUGAUGCAGGUUCAAAGAAAUGUGAUAAUGACGAGAUGCUGUUUGACACCUUAGAAGCAUUUAAAAAAGAUUUGCAACAUAAAAAUGCAUUAUUGAAGGAAAAACAGCACGCUAUUACAAGAAUGGCAUCUGAUAUCGAUCAGAAGGAAAUACAGAAAGACGCUACCAUCCAGAAGAUUGAGAGGCUUAAAGAAGAACACGCGCGGAGAAAAGAGUUAAUGGAGUCUCAGUUUAAAGCAAACAAGGACCGACUGAAGAACCUGCAAAAAGCCAGAAUUGUCUUUCAGGAGCAUUUAGGAAUGGAAAUACGAAAGAUCCGCGGCACGGCACAGCAUGUCAACGGUGAGAAGUUGCAGUUUGUGUUCCGUAAUAUCAACCCCACUGAUCUGAACAGUGCCUAUGUUGUCACAUUGGGUAUCAAGGAAGACCGAGUGUAUCAAAUUGUGUCGAGCGACCCUGCGCUUGAGUGUCUGCCAGAUUUGGAAAGACGCCUUCAGGAGACCAACAACUUGCCAGCUUUCCUGGCUAACCUGCAUUCGAGUGAAAGGCGGGCUACACCCGGGACAAGUGGCCAGCUCAUCGCAGGACCAUCCCAAAACAUUUGGAGGCAACAAGAAACUGCUUGGAGAACUGCGCUCCUAUGCUAUCACCAUUCAGACCACCAUCCAAGAGCCAUGUCCACAGGACCCGUCCAUUACGUGCAUCAUCCUCUGGUCCACCAUCAGAGGCCCCUUGCCCUUCUUUUACAAGCCCUUCCCACAGAUGGAAAAGAGGAGAAGAAAUUAGAAAAGAGGAGAAGAAAGAAGAAAAGAGAAGAAGAAAGUAGCAAAGAGGAAAACAAAGAAGAAUCACGAAAAGAGAAGAAAAGAGGAAGAGAAGAAAGAAAAAAAGAGGAGAAGAAAGUAGCAGAGAGGAGAAGAAAGAACAAAACAAUUAAGAAAUGAGAAGAAAGAAGAAAAGAGGAGCAGAAGAAAGAAGAAAAUAAUUGAGAAAAGAGGAAAAGAAAAGAGAAUUGAAAAAGACAAGAAAGAAGAAAAUAAUUUUUUUUAAAAAG